GGCGGACUUGUCGUUGGCUCCGUGGAUGCAGAGGAGGGAGCUGUGUCUAUUUAAAGAGGGUCAUCCAGUCACGGAUAAAUAACAGAGGGUCCGUGGUGUUGACUAACCACCUCUAAAUGGUCUUCAUCGGGCACCGCGCCGCUGUCUGGGACCGCUCAUUGUGCAUUAGUCCGGACUGAGGCCGCUUCACUGCUGUCACUGCACAUCCGUCGACCAGACCAGACCAGACCCGGUCCAGUCCAGCACUCACACACAGCUCCACACCAAACCAUCGAGCUCCGCGAUUGUUGGUUUGUUUGCUUGCUUUUUCCUUUGCAGGGAAAAUGGGAAAAGAUUAUUAUAAAACGCUGGGGAUCUCUAAAGGAGCGACAGAAGAUGACAUUAAAAAGGCUUACAGAAAACAGGCUCUGAAAUGGCAUCCGGAUAAAAACAAGUCUGCAGCCGCCGAGGAGAAAUUCAAGGAAAUCGCCGAGGCUUAUGAAGUCCUCAGUGAUCCAAAGAAAAGGGAAAUUUAUGACCAGUACGGAGAGGAAGGUCUGAAGGGAGGAAGUGGACCUACUGGUGAUGGACCAGGCAGCACUUUCACCUACACUUUCCACGGGGACCCUCAUGCCACAUUUGCAACUUUCUUUGGUGGAUCAAACCCCUUUGAGAUGUUCUUUGGGCGUAAAGCUAACAGCGGCAGAGACGACGAUGACAUGGACGUGGAUGGAAACGACCCCUUCGGUUCCUUCACCAGUUUCAACCUAAAUGGAUUCCCACGAGACGGCCACGUUGGUCCUGGAGGGCAGCAGCGUCGAAAGCAGGACCCAGCCAUCGUCCACGAACUGAGGGUCUCCCUGGAGGAGGUCUUCCACGGUUGCACCAAGCGAAUGAAAAUCUCUCGCAAAAGGCUGAAUCCAGACGGCAGGACCAUGCGCACGGAGGAUAAAAUUCUCACCAUCGAGAUCAAAAGGGGCUGGAAAGAGGGAACCAAGAUCACAUUCCCACGGGAGGGAGAUGAGUCACCCAACACUAUUCCUGCUGACAUUGUUUUUGUCAUCAAGGACAAGCCACACCCACAUUUUAGGCGGGAAGGGUCAAACAUUGUGUAUCCUGUUCGCGUGAGCUUACGACAGUCGUUGUGUGGAUGCUCAGUUACGGUGUCAACGAUAGAUGGUAAGACUUGCAACAUGAAGAUCACAGAUGUCGUCAAGCCUGGCAUGAGAAAGACAGUUGCUGGGCAGGGUCUCCCCUUCCCCAAAAACCCAGAGCAGAGAGGAGAUCUGGUGGUGGAAUUUGAUGUGAACUUUCCUGAAACGUUGCCUGGCAACGCCAAGGACGUCCUGAAACGACACUUACCUGCUUAGGAACGAAGGACAUGGACAGAGAGGUGUGAUAGCCACAUGGCGGCUCUCACACUUGUUACUCAACACACACACGAACGUACACACAAGGACAGUCCUAAAUGUUCACAGAUGGAGCCCUGCUGACAAUGUGUCAUUUCUAUUUUUGAACUAAUUGGUGUUUUUAUAAAUACCAUGCAUGCUGCCAAGCUGGUGUAAGUGCAAGUGAAUGACUGCUGGGGUUGAUGAUAUCUGACAGUACACAGUUUAUGUACUAUGUGGGCAUUUGCCACGAUUACUUAUCUUAUUGUUUGUUGCAUUUGAAAAUCUCUGGAAGUGAGUGAGUCUACAGUUGCCAAAAAAUGAAUCCCCACUAAUCCUAUGGAGAACUGCUGUGCCACAAAGCACAUAACCCAUCUUUCAUUUAGACACAUUUCAUCUCUGAUUUUUUAUAUUUCUUAAAUGUUCAUGUUUGUUUUCUCAUGAAAGCUGUCUUAAAAUGUGUGUACAGAUUAUUAAGGAGGAGAGUGGUUUCUAGAGGCAUUUCAGUGAGUACAACUGGAUCAACAUUUGUGCAUUUUAGAAACUUAUAUGUGAAGAUAAACUUUGAAAUAAAUAUUUCUAUAUGAACUGAUUUUGAGCUGUUUCAGUCAUAGAGAGACACUCAAUGAAUCCUGCAUUAAACUGUUAAUACAG
Molecule: messenger RNA, 2021 nt
Organism: Sphaeramia orbicularis (orbiculate cardinalfish)
Lineage: Eukaryota; Metazoa; Chordata; Actinopteri; Kurtiformes; Apogonidae
Gene: dnajb4
Product: DnaJ heat shock protein family (Hsp40) member B4
Biological process (GO): negative regulation of transcription by RNA polymerase II
Cellular component (GO): cytosol
Molecular function (GO): protein-folding chaperone binding
Source: RefSeq, a predicted model, not a curated record